Molecule: messenger RNA, 2923 nt
Organism: Dromiciops gliroides (monito del monte)
Lineage: Eukaryota; Metazoa; Chordata; Mammalia; Microbiotheria; Microbiotheriidae
Gene: FST
Product: follistatin
Exons: 6
Coding region: 311-1261 (316 amino acids)
Biological process (GO): cell differentiation; negative regulation of activin receptor signaling pathway; regulation of BMP signaling pathway
Molecular function (GO): activin binding; protein binding
Source: RefSeq, a predicted model, not a curated record
CGCACACACACACACACACACUAGGAGACCGCCCACCGCAAACAGCUAAGACCCCCAUAUAGAUUUAAAGAGAGACUGCACUCCGAUUCUGACGUUCAUUGAAUAGAGCAGUCUGACUAGUGGUGCUCUCUCCUCCACUUGAUAUUGUUGCUCUCUCGCUCGCUCACACACGCACACACAUACACAUACGCUCGUUCGCUCGUUCACUCACUCUACUCACUCACUCACUCACUCACUCACUCACUCACUCACUCACUCACUCACUCACUCUACUCACUCACUCACUCACUCACUCACUCGUAUCCUGAGGAUGUUAAAUCAGAGAAACCAGCCGGGCAUGCUUUUACUCCUGAUCCUGCUGUGCCAGCUCAUGGAAGAUCGCACAGUCCAGGCUGGGAAUUGCUGGCUCCGGCAGGCAAAGAACGGUCGUUGCCAGGUCUUGUACAAAACUAAUCUCAGCAAAGAAGAGUGUUGCAGCACGGGGAGGCUUAGCACUGCGUGGACUGCAGAAGACGUGAAUGACAACACGCUUUUCAAGUGGAUGAUUUUUAACGGGGGCGCCCCGAACUGCAUCCCUUGCAAAGAAACGUGCGAUAACGUGGACUGUGGACCUGGAAAGAAAUGCAAAAUGAACAAGAAGAAUAAACCUCGGUGUAUCUGCGCCCCGGAUUGCUCCAAUAUCACUUGGAAGGGCCCUGUCUGUGGAAUUGAUGGCAAAACCUACAAAAAUGAAUGUGCUCUCCUCAAAGCCAGAUGUAAAGAGCAGCCAGAGCUAGAAGUCCAAUACCAAGGCAAAUGUAAAAAGACCUGUAGGGAUGUUUUAUGUCCAGGCAGUUCCACGUGUGUGGUGGAUCAAAGCAAUAAUGCCUACUGUGUGACAUGUAAUCGGAUUUGUCCAGAGCCUACCUCCUCUGAACAGUAUCUCUGUGGGAAUGAUGGAAUAACUUAUGCUAGUGCCUGUCACCUGAGAAAGGCUACCUGCCUGCUGGGCAAAUCGAUUGGAUUAGCCUACGAGGGAAAAUGUAUCAAAGCAAAAUCCUGUGAAGAGAUCCACUGCAGUGGUGGAAAGAAAUGUUUGUGGGACUCCAAGGUUGGUAGAGGCCGGUGUUCACUCUGUGAUGAGUUGUGUCCUGAGAGUAAAUCUGAUGAGGCUGUCUGUGCCAGUGACAAUGCCACUUAUGCCAAUGAGUGUGCCAUGAAGGAGGCUGCCUGCUCCGCAGGUGUGGUCUUGGAAGUAAAGCACUCAGGAUCUUGCAACUGAAUCUGCCAGUAAAACCUGAGCCAUUGAUUCUUCAGAACUUUCUGCAGUUUUUGACUUCAUAAAUUAUGUCUUAAAAAAAAAAAACCUUAUUGCAUAACAGCAGAUGCCAAAGAGCAUCUCACUGCAAGUCACAUAAAAAUACACCGCUGUAUUAUGGCUGUUUCAGAGGGCUUUGAAAGCGUGCACUGAGCUGCUUCUGCGCUGUUGUUGUCCUUAUUUAAACAACAGCUCCCCUGUAUUCCCCCAUCUAGCCAUUACUGAAGACACGGAAGAGGAGGAGGAAGAUGAAGACCAGGACUACAGCUUUCCUAUAUCAUCAAUUCUAGAGUGGUAAACCAUCAGUGUUGGGAUAGCCCUUAGGCAAAAAAAAAGAAAGAAAGAAAGAAAGAAAGAAAAAAAGAAAAGAAAAAAGAAAAGAAAAAAAGAAAGAAAAAAACUCAGUGUCCAUACUGUAAAUAAGUGUAUGCUUAUUUAUUUUGGGGGGAAAAGUACACAGAAAGGACUUUUGUCCUGCAGCCCUCUCCCAGGCAACCUUCCCACUGACUUGACACAGGAGAGGCCGUCAGUGUGAGGUCUACUGGAUGGGGCUGAUAGUUGAGACUUGUAGACAUUUAUUUAUACUGUGUCAUGUUUUAUAAUUUAUACAUAAAAUGUCUGGUUGACUGUACACCUUGUUUUUGAAGAAAUUUAUUCGUUAAAGGAAAAGCAGUUGUUAUUUAUUGUGAGGUCUCUUGCUUGUAAAGUAAAAAGCUUUUUUUUUCUUGUAAAACAUUUUAAUCCAUUCCUUAGCACUCACUCACCUGUCACCUUUGGUCCACUGCUGUUUAAUUCCCUUUUCACUUUAAUGAACAUGCAUGUCAGUUUCUAUCAUGUUUAUUUAUUGGAUUUUCAGCGGACAGUUCUGUACAUUCAUGAUCCCUGGGGUUUUUGUUUACAAGGAACCUUGACUGACCAAAAGGCAUUAUAACUUGACUCAAAUGGAGAGUACAGUGGUCCCAUCAUAAAGGAAACUCCUGCUUCAGUUCUCUUUCAUUCUACCCAAGAUAGUCUGGGGACACCAGUAUUAGAGUGAAACAGAUAUGUUACUAUACUUUGAAGAUUCACAAAUCCAAAGAUUUAGGGUGAGAAAGAUGACCAAAAGGGAUGUGGGGGUGUCAUGGUAGUGGAGGGGAGAUUAAUAGAUAUAUACCUAUUUUUAGGUGUUUCCUUUCAGCUGGACUGCUGUACCCUUUAAAUUAGUUCUUUUUUCAAACAAUGUGUCAUUAAAAGGUAGAUUAAAGCUUUAUCAGUUCAAGUUUCUGGCUUCUCAUAAUACUUUUUUUCUGAUGCAAUUUUAUAUUUUCAAACAUGGCAAGUUAAAUAUAAAUUCAUUUAAAUAUAUAGUUUUGUACUUUUCUACCAUGUAAAUGUGCAAUGUAUAUAAAAAAUUAUGAUGUGUAUUUGUAAAUAAAUGAUGAGUGAAAAAUUUUUUUAAAAAUGUUUUAAAAAAAUGCCUGAAUUCUUCAGUAUGGAAAGAGAGUAGAUUGGGCUUUGGGUCAGUGAUCCUCAUUAUGUGAUAUGAUAGUUGAUGCAUAAUCUACCAAAAAUAAGCAUACAUGAUGGCAGCAUCUCCAAGGAUUGGUUACUUAUAAACAGUUUUAGUAGAGUUUAAAUGUAAUAAGA